Molecule: messenger RNA, 789 nt
Organism: Ilyonectria robusta
Lineage: Eukaryota; Fungi; Ascomycota; Sordariomycetes; Hypocreales; Nectriaceae
Product: nucleophile aminohydrolase
Exons: 3
Coding region: 1-789 (262 amino acids)
Biological process (GO): ubiquitin-dependent protein catabolic process
Cellular component (GO): proteasome core complex, alpha-subunit complex; proteasome core complex; nucleus
Source: RefSeq, a predicted model, not a curated record
AUGUUCAGAAACAACUACGACAACGAUUCCGUCACAUUCUCGCCCCAGGGCCGAAUAUUCCAGAUCGAAUAUGCCGCCGAGGCAGUGAAGCAAGGUUCGGUCGUUGUCGGAAUAGCCAGCAAGACCCAUGCCGUCCUGUGUGCGAUCAAGCGCAACGCUGAGGAGCUCUCCUCUUACCAGAAGAAGCUCUUUUCCAUCGAUGAACACGCUGGUAUCGCCAUCGCCGGUCUCACCUCUGACGCCCGCGUCCUCUCCAACUUCAUGAAGCAGCAGUGCCUCGGCCACCGACUCACCUACGGCCGCUCCAUCCCUCUCCGCUCUCUGGUCGACAUGAUUGGCGAGAAGGCCCAGAUCAACACCCAGGUCUACGGCAAGCGGCCAUACGGCGUCGGUCUGCUCGUCGCUGGUGUUGACGAGCGCGGCCCCCACCUGUUCGAGUUCCAGCCCUCGGGCAUGACGGAGGAGAUGCUCGCUUUCGCCAUUGGCGCACGAAGCCAGAUGGCGCGGACGUACCUGGAGCGAAAUAUCGAUGAGUUUGCCGACUGCUCGAGAGAGGAGCUUAUCCAGCACGGGCUCAAGGCCCUCAAGGAGAGUCUGGUGCAAGAUAAGGAGCUGACGGUGGACAACACCUCAGUCGGUGUGGUGGGCAUCAAGAUCGAGGGACCCAAGAAGACUGUUGAGCCCUUCAAGCUUUACGACGGAUUCGAGGUGCAGGAGUGGAUCGAGAGCGUCGCCGAAGGCCAAGGCGGCGGAGACGACGACGACGAGGGCAUGGAGGUGGACAGCUAG